Molecule: messenger RNA, 216 nt
Organism: Candida dubliniensis CD36
Lineage: Eukaryota; Fungi; Ascomycota; Pichiomycetes; Serinales; Debaryomycetaceae
Exons: 2
Coding region: 1-216 (71 amino acids)
Biological process (GO): protein secretion; intracellular transport
Source: RefSeq, a predicted model, not a curated record
AUGUCUGCGUUAUUUAAUUUUCAAUCUUUACUACAGGUAAUACUAUUAUUGAUUUGUACAUGCACAUAUGUACAUUCUACAGCUCCAGCAAUAUUAGACAAUCGAAAAUCAGGUAUCCUUAGUGUGUUUUGGAAAUUUGCUAGAAUCGGUGAAAGAUUAAGUCCCUAUGUUGCCUUAGGUUGUUUUAUUAUGGCUUUCAAUACUUUAAGUUCAUAG